CUCUUCAGUCAUCGAUUCACUUUUUACAUUUUACAUUUUUACAGUAAUGAGAGAGUUAAGUUUUUCCCACGGGCGUAUGGUACUCUAAGUUAGCCCCCACAUGUGUGAUCAUAGGUGUUGUUGAAGGGGAGUCGAGUGUGUGAAGAGAAUGACGGAUAGCCAGCAGCAGUUUUGCUUGCGGUGGAAUAACUUUCAGGCGAACAUCACGAGCCAGUUCGAGGCGCUGCGAGAUGACGAGGACUUCGUCGACGUUACCUUCGCGUGCGACGGCAGGCGGCUCCAGGCGCACAAGGUCGUCCUCUCCGCGUGCAGCCCUUACUUCAAGGAGCUGUUCAAGACAAAUCCUUGCAAGCAUCCAAUAAUUUUCAUGCGGGAUGUUGAGUUCGAACAUUUACAGUCGUUAUUGGAAUUUAUGUAUGCUGGAGAGGUGAAUAUCUCGCAAGCAGAGUUACCUACAUUUCUACGUACUGCUGAAUCUCUUCAAAUUCGUGGCCUCACCGACUCCCAAAGUAAUCAGCACAACAACGAAAAGCAUUUGAAGACAAAUAACAUCCACGCAUCAAACGGCCGUGAUCUGAUCUCUCCGAGCUUUGACGAUGAACGCAGUAAAACUCCACCACCUUCGAGCCCUCCACCACUGAAAAGGCUGUGUAAAAGAAGUGAUUCACCUCCAGUUUCUAGUCCAGCACCCACUGUGCCGCCUUGUGCUACCAUUGCACCACGUUCGCGCCCACUUAUCGAGCCUCAAGUUCAGCUCGAUUGUUACAAAGAUCUCGAUAUUGUUGAGCCAAAAAUAGAAUUACCUGAAUAUGGCAGUGAUGAAGAUUGCUCACCUAAACAGGAAGCUAAUACAUUGCCCAGUGGAUUUCUCAGCUUGGAUAGUGGUAUGGAAGUGUUACCAUCUUAUCCAUCAUCUUAUCAAGGAAACCAAAAUGUAGAAGGAGGAAUGCCAGGUCCAUCACAUGGAAGUACGGAAUUAAAUCAGGAUCAGCAAGCCCGAAGAGUACGUCGCGGUAGGCCGCGGCUCGGAACCAGAGGUGGCAAACACCCAUCGCCGUCCGUUCACAGAAACUCGCCCUCCAGGAGCGAUUGGCUACCCUUGGACAUGAGAACCACUCCGCCCGCGAUGCCCGCCUUCCGUGGAUUCGAGGAGUCAUCAUCGGACGGAGUGGUCCACUUGGGUGAGGGUAUAGCCGUAUGCGAGGAACAACUAAGAGCCGUCAAGUGGAGCGAUUAUCGCAAGUUGACGCGUGGAUUAGCCGCGAUAUUGUUCAGCCCGACGGAGCUGGCGACAUGCUCCGUCACCGGUCAACGUUGGAGCCGUGCCGGCACGGCUACUGAACGUCCUGUGAAGCCUGCCCUCGACAAGGCUAAGGUCCAAGCCAUUAUAUCUUACGUAACAUCGAGGUUUCCGUCAGUAGACGUUAGCAGCGUGAAACAGGUUUUGGCGUACAAGUGCAAAGAGAACUCUACCGCUCUCAAGAUGAAGUCUAUACGAUACAUAUGCGAUAGACAGGACACGGACACGUCAUCGCGAGGCGAGUCCGAGGACAAGUGAGAGGGGGUCCAGGGUGCGUGCAGGGUGCAGCCACCCCCUCAAUUUCGUCGCGUCCUCCCGCACCCUCCAUCCGAUACGAUCCACUCGUCGCAGCGCUCCCGGGUCCAGCGAGGCCAUGGCGAUUAUCGUAACAAUAAUAACAAUCAGUGCGUCGACGGACGCACCUCAUGGCGUAAUCGCGAGGAAGGGCACAGAGGCGACUCGUCUCCCAUGCAGGCAGGUCUUGAAAAGUUGAUGCCUCUGCACACACUUCACGGCGCAUUUCAUUCCACCCUACGAACGGCGACGGCCUCGUACAUUUAAUCGCUGGUUUUUAAUCACCAGCCGCAUCGAUCGAGAUCUAAUCCUAAAAGGGUAGGACGGAAGAAAAGCGGAAAGAUUAUGGAUCGUUUCCAUAUAUGGUCUCUAAACGAUACUAUAACGUUAUUCAACGUUUAUUAACUUUCUUUACCUCUUUUUUUGCCGUGAAAAUUCCCGGGAAUUUCUACGGCAGGAACAAUUUCGACUUUUUCUCGUAUGUUCCGUAAAGAAAGAGAAAGAAAAGAGAGAGAGAUUAACAUGCUUCUAAAAAAAUAUAAAGGUUACACCGGAAAUGCGGUUUGUGAAGCACAAGCACGGUAGAUAAAUACAGAUGAAUAAAAUGACAAGUUCGCGUGAAGUAGUAAAAAUGCGUUGUUUUGAGAGUAGAAAAAAUUAAGAAGGGUGGAAAUGAGUGAUCGUUCGGUUAUAUAUGUAGCAGCAAGAUUAGUCGUGUUAUAUAGAGUUUUAAGUCAUCGAGUACUCCCAGUAUACGCAUCAUUUUUUAAAGCUGCUGGCUGUCUUGUAGUGAUUCAAAUUAUUCGUAUUUACAAAUCCCGGUUAACAGCUCUGAAAAAUUUGAUAUACUUCGAGUAGAAUAGAGAAUAUCGUUAAUAUCGGGCUUACAUUUUAAGAUGUACUUUCGAAUGUCCGUAUCGUGAAUUUUUUAGAAUGAAGUAAUAAUAUACCUACGGUGAAGUGUUUUCUUAGUUUUAUUCUCAUUUUAAUAACAAUAGCGUACGAUGUCAUAGAGUGUUUUUUAAUCAUCUUUUCACUCUUUGAUUAAUUAUUUGAAAGAUACAAUUAGAGUGAGAGAGGCGCAGGUGGAGAAACAUUGGUUUUAUGAGCAUUGAUUUGGUUCGCAAUACGAACAUUCGAUUGUAAAUAAAGAGUUAAGAAAACUCAAGUUAAUGAGACGCGAUUAUUACAUGGCUUGCCGGAGAAAAAAAUCGUCCCUUCGCGUAUGCGCUUUCUCUUGGUAACAGGUAAGUCUGUCACGCGGUAUAUUUCUUUUUUGUGCAAUAACGUGGAUCCUUCGUGCGACACGUAAAAAAGAAAAGAGAAGGAAUGGUGCAGAUGUAAAAGAGAUGCAUUACAGAAUGCAAUGAACGAAGGGACGUUUCUGCGUGCAAGAACAUAUGUAUAUUAGGGGAAUUUAUUUGGUUUUGGCUGUGAGCUGCGACCACAUACGAAGGAGGAGAUCCGUGUGGGUUUAAUGAAAGAGAACGCACCCUUCCAGAGUGAAGGCGGGUGAUAAAUAGUGAGAAGGCAAUAUUAUAAAGAAAACAA
Molecule: messenger RNA, 3145 nt
Organism: Monomorium pharaonis (pharaoh ant)
Lineage: Eukaryota; Metazoa; Arthropoda; Insecta; Hymenoptera; Formicidae
Product: protein abrupt
Exons: 9
Coding region: 149-1558 (469 amino acids)
Biological process (GO): regulation of transcription by RNA polymerase II
Cellular component (GO): nucleus
Molecular function (GO): DNA binding; protein binding
Source: RefSeq, a predicted model, not a curated record